AUGUCCCAACACAAGGGAAAGGGGAAAGGCGACCACUCGUCUUUUUUUGCCGCGAGGAACCAGCACAAGCCGUCGGCCGACCAGGUAGGCCUCCAAGAUGGCGACAAUGAUUCAGGGGAAAGUCAGGACUCAAGCCCCCCCCUACCCACUACACAAGAGGGAGAGGGAAAAGUCACCCCAGCUCUAAUACAAAACAUGCUAGAUGCCCAAUCAAACAAGCUGUUGGCACAUUUCCAAACCUCCAUAUCUGACCUGAAAAAAGAAAUUCAAGCCAUCGGAGACAGGACAGAGCACCUAGAAAACAAAUUGGAAACCCAUGCGGCUGCACACAACACCAUGCUCACUAAAAUUAAACAACUGGAAGCACACAUAUCCUCACAUGAUAAUAAACUGGCAGACCUUGAAGACAGGUCCCGCCGGAACAAUCUGAGGCUCAGGGGCAUCCCAGAAUCUGUGGCAGUGGGGGACCUACAAGCAUUUGCCACGAACCUGUUCCAGAACCUCUGUCCUGACUUACCAGCUCAAAUGCUUCUCUUGGACCGCAUACACAGAGUGGCCAAAGCAAGAGCAGCACCGGUAUCUGCUCCCAGAGACGUGCUACUACGCGCACAUUACCACCAUAUCAAGGAAGAGAUACUCAGAGCCAGUAGAACAAACAAAUCCCUAGCUGAAGUCAACAAAGACAUUCAAAUAUUCGCUGAUAUAUCCCCAGCAACAUUAGCCACGCGGCGACUCUUCACCCCAGUGACAACCGCCCUGAGAAACCACCAAAUCCAAUACAGAUGGGGUUUCCCCACCAAACUGAUAAUCAUACGUAAUGGACAGGCCACAGCAGUGCUCAGCCCGGAAGACGGCAUACAACUCUUAAAUAAAUGGAAUAUACAGCCGGCAGAAUCACCCCAAACACUUAAUACCCUACCUCCUGAGUGGAAACGGGCGAAACGCUAA
Molecule: messenger RNA, 948 nt
Organism: Pelobates cultripes (western spadefoot toad)
Lineage: Eukaryota; Metazoa; Chordata; Amphibia; Anura; Pelobatidae
Source: the annotation of a GenBank genome assembly